This is a messenger RNA of Callithrix jacchus (white-tufted-ear marmoset), 2821 nucleotides long. The record is from RefSeq and is a predicted model, not a curated record. NCBI's taxonomy places the organism in Eukaryota, Metazoa, Chordata, Mammalia, Primates, Cebidae.
UUUGGGCCUGAACUGCUGGUGGGCCUGGAGCGUUGUUAAGCGUCGCAUUGCCAAAGUGAGAGCCGCUGGAGAACUCAUAAUCCCAGCAGCGCCUCUUCUACUCCCCGAGUACCCGAGUGACCAGAGUGAGAGAAGCUCUGAAGGAGGGCACGCAGCUUGAAGGACGGUGGACAGAUGUGACCGGGAGCCUGUGUUAAGUUGUACAAUGAUAGAUGGAGUGAUGAUUCUUCCUGUGCUUAUAAUGAUUGCUUUCCCCUCCCCUAGUAUGGAAGAUGAGAAGCCCAAGGUCAGCCCCAAACUCUACAUGUGUGUGUGUGAAGGCCUUUCCUGCGGUAAUGAGGACCACUGUGAAGGCCAGCAGUGCUUUUCCUCACUGAGCAUCAAUGAUGGCUUCCACGUCUACCAGAAAGGCUGCUUCCAGGUUUAUGAGCAGGGAAAGAUGACCUGUAAGACCCCACCAUCCCCUGGCCAAGCUGUGGAGUGCUGCCAAGGGGACUGGUGUAAUAGGAACAUCACGGCACAGCUGCCCACAAAAGGAAAAUCCUUCCCUGGAACACAGAGUUUCCACUUGGAGAUCGGCCUCAUUAUUCUCUCUGUAGUGUUCGCAGUAUGUCUUUUAGCCUGCUUGCUGGGAGUGGCACUCCGAAAAUUUAAAAGACGCAACCAAGAACGUCUCAAUCCCCGAGAUGUGGAGUAUGGCACCAUUGAAGGGCUUAUCACCACCAAUGUCGGAGACAGCACUUUGGCAGAUUUAUUGGAUCAUUCAUGUACAUCAGGAAGUGGCUCUGGUCUUCCCUUUCUGGUACAAAGAACAGUGGCUCGCCAGAUUACACUGUUGGAGUGUGUCGGGAAAGGCAGGUAUGGUGAAGUGUGGAGGGGCAGUUGGCAAGGGGAAAAUGUUGCUGUGAAGAUCUUUUCCUCCCGUGAUGAGAAGUCAUGGUUCAGGGAAACAGAAUUGUACAACACUGUGAUGCUGAGGCAUGAAAAUAUCUUAGGUUUUAUUGCUUCAGACAUGACAUCAAGACACUCCAGUACCCAGCUGUGGUUAAUUACACAUUAUCAUGAAAUGGGAUCUUUGUACGACUAUCUUCAGCUUACUACUCUGGAUACAGUUAGCUGCCUUCGAAUAGUGCUGUCCAUAGCGAGUGGUCUUGCACAUUUGCACAUAGAGAUAUUCGGGACCCAAGGGAAACCAGCCAUUGCCCAUCGAGAUUUAAAGAGCAAAAACAUUCUGGUUAAGAAGAAUGGACAGUGUUGCAUAGCAGAUUUGGGCUUGGCAGUCAUGCAUUCCCAGAGCACCAAUCAGCUUGAUGUGGGGAACAAUCCCCGUGUGGGCACAAAGCGCUACAUGGCCCCCGAAGUUCUAGAUGAAACCAUCCAGGUGGAUUGUUUUGAUUCCUAUAAAAGGGUCGAUAUUUGGGCCUUUGGACUUGUUUUGUGGGAAGUGGCCAGGCGGAUGGUGAGCAAUGGUAUAGUGGAGGAUUACAAGCCACCAUUCUACGAUGUGGUUCCCAAUGACCCAAGUUUUGAAGAUAUGAGGAAAGUAGUCUGUGUGGAUCAACAGAGGCCAAACAUACCCAACAGAUGGUUCUCAGACCCGACAUUAACCUCUCUGGCCAAGCUAAUGAAAGAAUGCUGGUAUCAGAAUCCAUCCGCAAGACUCACAGCACUGCGUAUCAAAAAGACUCUGACCAAAAUUGAUAAUUCCCUCGACAAAUUGAAAACUGACUGUUGACAUUUUCAUAGUGUCAAGAAGGAAGAUUUGACGUUGUUGUCAUUGUCCAGCUGGGACCUAAUGCUGGCCUGACUGGUUGUCAGAACAGAAUCCAUCUGUCUCCCUCCCCAAAAGGCUGCUUUCACAAGGCAGACAUCAUACCCAGCCAUAUGUUGGGGAGACAUCAAAACCACCCUAACCUCUCUCGAUGACUGUGAACUGGGCAUUUCACGAACUGUUCACACUGCAGAGACUAAUGUUGGACAGACACUGUUGCAAAGGUAGGGACUGGAGGAACACAGAGAAAUCCUAAAAGAGAUCUGGGCAUUAAGAUGGUGGCUUUGCAUAGCUUUCACAAGUCUCCUAGAUACUCCCCACGGGAAACUCAAGGAGGUGGUGAAUUUUUAAUCAGCAAUAUUGCCUGUGCUUCUCUUCUUUAUUGCACUAGGAAUUCUUUGCAUUCCUUACUUGCACUGUUACUCUUAAUUUUAAAGACCCAACUUGCCAAAACGUUGGCUGCAUACUCCACUGGUCUGUCUUUGGAUAAUAGGAAUUCAAUUUGGCAAAACAAAAUGUAAUGUCAGACUUUGCUGCAUUUUACACAUGUGCUGAUGUUUACAAUGAUGCCGAACAUUAGGAAUUGUUUAUACACAACUUUGCAAAUUAUUUAUUACUUGUGCACUUAGUAGUUUUUACAAAACUGCUUCGUGCAUAUGUUAAAGCUUAUUUUUAUGUGGUCUUAUGAUUUUGUUACCGAAAUGUUUUAAACACUAUACUCUAAAAUGGACAUUUUCUUUUAUUAUCAGUUAAAUUCACAUUUUAAGUGCUUCACAUUUGUAUGUGUGUAGACUGUAACUUUUUUUCAGUUCAUAUGCAGAACGUAUUUAGCCAUUACCCACGUGACACCACCGAAUAUAUUACUGAUUUAGAAGCAAAGAUUUCAGUAGAAUUUUAGUCCUGAACGCUACGGGGAAAAUGCAUUUUCUUCAGAAUUAUCCAUUAUGUGCAUUUAAACUCUGCCAGAAAAAAAAUAACUAUUUUGUUUUAAUCUACUUUUUGUAUUUAGUAGUUAUUUGUAUAAAUUAAAUAAACUGUUUUCAAGUCAAA